Molecule: messenger RNA, 1779 nt
Organism: Aspergillus oryzae RIB40
Lineage: Eukaryota; Fungi; Ascomycota; Eurotiomycetes; Eurotiales; Aspergillaceae
Product: fungal specific transcription factor domain-containing protein
Exons: 8
Coding region: 1-1779 (592 amino acids)
Source: RefSeq, a predicted model, not a curated record
AUGUCGAAUGUGUUUACCCGAAACGAUGUCGGAGAACCAGAAGAUCAAGGUCGCCAUGAGACUGUGUACCGUGCAAGGCAGAAUGACGGUACUUUCAAUGGAGCAUUACCUGACAUCCUCAGACGUCUGACUUCAUUGGAGCAAUCUCUGACAGCGGCACCUUGUCAGUCUUCUGCAGCGGGUGACCAGAGAGGCUUUCCUCCCCCUGGUUUAUCCGCGCUCUUCCACAAUGAAAUCCUGGAAAACCCUCCGAGUAAUGGCAACUAUUUUACAGUUCCAGACAUCGUUCAAGAACACAUUCCCUCAUGUCAUACUGAGCAAACUACGCCAAAUAUCCCGGUGCUCAGCCAAGACACCGGUGAUGCCUUGCUUUGGGACGAUGCAUUGAUCACCAAAAAUAUGGCCACCAAAUGGGUCAAUGGGUUUUAUGAAUUUUCAUGGGGCCCUGAGCUUCCCGUGGGGAAAGAGUUCCUCCUUCGUCUUCCUGACCUAUUCGACCUACCACACGUCAAGAUCGACACAUCUGCACUUCUGGUAUACUAUAACGUUCUUCUGCAAGGGUUAUUCAUGGAUCGAGGCCUCGGUCAAAGGAGAAAAGAUUAUGCAUCUUAUAUGUACAGAAAAUUGCUAGAACAUGCUAAAGACUGGGACUUCGAGGCACAACCUACUCCCACAGAUCUUUACGCCGCUCUUCUCUUGACUUUUGCAACAAAUUGGUUUUUCGAUAGGGAGCUUUCGUGGAAGUUCCAUUGCUCUGCAUACCGCAUAGCCUGUAAUCUAGGCUUCUUUCUGCUAGAUGCGGACGUCAAUGACAACUGCCCAUCCCCCCAUGGCCAGUCACCUCAUAAGGAUCAAAUGCGCUUCUGCGUCUGGAACUUGGUGCACAAUGAUUGUAUUUUCCGUUUUCAUCUAGGCAAGCCGAGUCUUGUCAACCCUAGCACAAUGGUCGUCAGAUUCCCAGAGCUGUCCACGUGGAACCCGAACGAAGGGUUGAACCGAUCGGCCCAAAUUAAUUUCUUGGUGGCCACGCGCCUGGCAUUUGCGAAACUACGAUUCUUCGAUAUGAUGGAUGAUGCACGACAAAAUGGAUCGCAGCCUUGUGACCACUUAAUAGAGGAAUUGAUCACGGAGAGCCAAACAGCUCUUACAGACUGGAAAAUAGAUGAAAGCCUCGGGACAGCAGUAAAGUAUAGCCAGAGCGCCUGGUUCUACGACGAAUUAAUUCAAAACGCUUGCACCACUAUCAUUCUACUUAACCGUGAACGAUCAGUAUCAAACAGUCAAACAGCCAGAAAACAGUCACUUGAGGCGGCAAGGAGAGCAAUUGAAACCAUGAAGCGGGCAAUGACCAUUGAUUCGACUGACUCUCACUGGCCGAUAGGUUAUUUUUCUUUCUACUCGGUCGUCACCAUCCUUACCAUAUUCGCUAAUAUUCUCGAGACAAAUGAGCCUGCUGCCAUCGCUCACGACAUGUCCCUCGCGGUGUGGUUCGGGGCCAUGUUGGUCGAGUGGACAGCCGAACGCGAAGAACUCAGACCUGUUGAGGCAGCCGUCAGCACAUUGAAUGACAUCUGUCGGCAAGUCAAACUGUGCACAUCCAGCAUACAGGUCCAGCCAAACAGUCAGCUCGUCACGGGUGUGACACCAGCUGACGGGAUGAUUCUCUGCCCUAGCUCUGUCCAAACCCUCAAUUGUAUCGGUAUCAAAGUGCAUGAUCUUGUUCAGAGUCCACAUGAGACGAUUUUACUUGUCGAACGACUUUCUUCCCACCCCUUCUAG